Gryllus bimaculatus (two-spotted cricket) is the source of this 2231-nucleotide messenger RNA. The record is from the annotation of a GenBank genome assembly. Lineage: Eukaryota; Metazoa; Arthropoda; Insecta; Orthoptera; Gryllidae.
UAAGCGAAUGGCGUGUGCUCGUCCGGUUGUUUCGCUGAAAUAUUUCCAGUUCUGCAAUUGAAAUACCUGUUGUUUACUACGAUUCAUUGGAAAAAUGAGUGCAGGCAUGCUAUAUGGUGGGGACGAAAUAGGUGCUUUGGUGUUUGAUGUCGGUCAUUAUUCAUUGCGUGUGGGAUAUGCACAAGAAGACACUCCGAAAGCUGAGAUUCCGGCCGUCGUUGGGAUUUUAGAAGAAGCCGCACCACUUCCGUCGUCAAUAAAGGCAGAUAGUAUGGAGGUGGAUGACAAAAAGUCGGAUAUGACUCCGUCAAGUGCGAAAAAUAAAUAUUAUAUCGAUACUAAUUAUUUACAUGUUGCCAGACGAGGAAUGGAAGUCACGAGUUAUAUGAAGGAUGGAAUGAUAGAAGACUGGGAUUUAUUUGAAAAAGUUUUAGAUUAUACGUAUGCAAAAUGUAUUCAAUCGAAGUCUGUAUUUCAUCCAGUUUUAAUGUCAGAGGCACCAUGGAAUGUAAGGCAAAAGCGGGAGAAAUUAACGGAGCUCAUGUUUGAAAAAUAUGAAGUUCCAGCAUUCUUUUUGGUUAAAAAUGCUGUUCUGGCAGCAUUUGCAAAUGGACGAGCUACAGGAAUAGUUGUCGAUAGUGGUGCCACUCAUACAUCAGCUGUUCCAGUUCAGGAUGGAUUUGUUCUGUCACAAGCCAUAGUGAAAUCUCCCUUGGGAGGCGAUUACAUUACGAUGCAGUGUAAAAACUUUUUGCAGCAAGAAAGUGAAAUUGAAAUUGUACCACCAUACAUGAUUGGUGCAAAGGAAGCUGUGAAAGAACGCGAAAAAGCACGAUGGACACAGAAGAAAAAUCUCCCUGAAGUAACUCAAUCAUGGCAUAAUUAUAUGACGAAAAAAGUUGUACAAGAUUUUCAGGCAAGUGUUUUACAAGUUUGUGAGACACCAUAUGAUGAGAAGACAGUUUCCUCCAUUCCAACUGUUCAUUAUGAAUUUCCAAAUGGUUACCAUCAGGAUUUUGGCAGCGAGAGAUUUCUCAUUCCUGAGGCUUUAUUUGAUCCAAGUGUUGUACCAAUGCGAGCAGGAAUGGUUGGCAACACAAUGCUUGGUGUGGGUCAUAUUGUCACCACCAGUGUGGGCAUGUGUGAUGUUGAUGUCAGACCAUCCCUAUAUGGGAGUGUUGUUGUAACUGGUGGAAAUUCUUUCCUGCAGGGAUUUCCGGAACGUUUGAAUCGCGAUUUAUCAGUUCGUAUACCAUCAAGUAUGAGGCUGAAGUUGAUCAGUGCGAAUGGAUGUGCAGAACGUCGUUUUGGAGCAUGGAUUGGAGGUUCUAUUUUGGCCUCAAUUGGAACAUUUCAGCAAAUGUGGAUAUCAAGUCAAGAAUACAAGGAAGGUGGAAAGGGCCAGGUUGAGCGCAAAUGCCCAUAAAGAGAAUUUUGGUGUUCAAGAACCAUAUGUGUGUAAUUUAGUGAUUUGAUGCUGUGCAUUCAAAGAACGGAUGACCAGUUAUAAGAUGAAAAUAUUUUUUCAGUUGCAUGUAUUUUUGUCUCUCACUUCAGUGCUCAGAUUAGUAGAGAUGAAAAUGCAGUCACUUUUAACUUAGACCAAUCACUGUAUGUGCUGUUGUAAAUAUUAUUGAAGAAUUCUAUGAAGCAUCCUGAGUUUAGAACUGGAUGUUCUGGCACCGGUGAUGCCAAAUCACCAUUUAAUAUUUUCAUGAGUCCUGAGAACUUAGUGUAUACAUUUAAAUUUUUGCCUUAGUUAUUUUAUUGAGUAUCUUAACCCAACUCAAUUGUUUAUUUUUUAAACAAUAUAUAUUGAAAUUUCUCCUAACAAAUAUGGAAAAUUAUUUCUAGAGUGACCAGGUUCUGUUGCAUUUUUAACUUUCCACUGUGAUCUAAAAUAGCUGAUAGUACGACAUGUAAGAAAAUAAUAUAAUUUUAGGUUUUGCUAUAUUUUAGGAUGGGGAUUUUUUCUUUAAUAUUAGAAAUUGUUCUACAAAAAUACUCUUGAUGCUUCAUAGCAUGAAUGUCAUAAUAAACAUUGAAAUUGUAUAUCUGGAAUUACGAAUGUGAUCUCUAGGGAUUGAUUUUUGAUUGUAAAGUAUAGUGUUAACGGAUAUUUGUCUUGUGGGGCAAAAAUUCAUUUUCUAUGUAUGUUUCUAUGUAUGUGAGAAAUAAACACAAUUUACAAGCUUUCUUAUAAAUCAGAGGGCUUGUGAACAGAAUACAUC